AACCUGAUACCGGUUCAGCAUUAUCUGUUCCGACGUCGACUUGUCAAAAUGGACGCUCCUAUGGCCAGAUGGAGGUGCAAAGUUGCUGUGGUUACUGGUGCCAGUUCAGGCAUUGGGGCUGCAAUUUGUGAAAAACUUGUCGAAGAGGGUAUGCAUGUGGUCGGCAUAGCGAGAAGGAAGAACCUCAUCGACGACCUCGCCAAGAAACUCACCGAUCGCAGAGGCAAGCUGCACUCCUUCCAGGCCGACCUCACCAAGGAGGCGGAUAUCCUCGCCGCCUUCGACUGGGUGCGGUCCAACCUGGGGCCCGUCCAUGUACUGGUCAACAAUGCGGGCAUGGUACAGAAUACCACGCUGAUCGGCGGGGAUACGGAGAAGUGGAGGAAGACCUUUGAUAUAUCAAAUGAAUCCCUCCUAUAUUUUCCAGACAUGCAAAAGAACAAUAUCGAUGGCCAUAUCAUCCACAUCAACAGUAUUGCUGGUCAUAAAGUUCCUCAGACGCCAGACUUCAACGUCUACACUGCAUCCAAGUUCGCUGUGACUGCUUUGACAGAGAGCCUUAGAGUAGAACUCAAUAGUUUGAAAAUGAAGACAAAGAUCACGAGCAUAAGUCCUGGAGUAGUCGCUUCCGAAUUCAUAUUGGCCAGCGGAAUCCAGGUGGCCGAAGAAGUUGCAGCAGGUUUACUAACGUUCCUCAAGCCUGAAGACAUAGCUAACGCAGUGGUGUACGUUUUGGGAACACCUCCUCACGUACAGGUAAUUAUAUUGAAAAGGAAGAACCUCGUCGACGAUCUCGCAAAAAAACUGAGCGAUCGCAGAGGCAAGCUGCACUCCCUCCAGGCCGACCUCACCAAGGAGGCGGAUAUCCUCGCCGCCUUCGACUGGGUGCGGUCCAACCUGGGGCCCGUCCACGUGCUGGUCAACAAUGCGGGCAUGGUACAGAAUACCACGCUGGUCGGCGGGGACACGGAGAAGUGGAGGAAGACCUUUGAUGUCAACGUGCUGGGGUUGUACAUGAAGAAGAACAAUUUCGAUGGCCAUAUCAUUCACAUCAACAGUAUUGCUGGUCAUAAUGUUCCUCAGACGCCAGACUUCAACGUCUACUCUGCAUCGAAGUUUGCAGUGACUGCUUUGACAGAGAGCCUUAGAGUAGAACUCAAUAGUUUGAAAAUGAAAACAAAGAUCACGAGCAUAAGUCCUGGAGUAGUCGCUUCCGAGUUUAUAGUGGCCAGCGGAAUCCAGGUACAUGAGUUGACCAUCAGACCAGUGAACGACCCUUUUUAAGAACAUCUUAUCAAGACGGCGGAACAAGAAAAAUACUAAUCACAAAACAACUCACUAUUAUCUAUGAGAAACUAUACUUUUGAUGUAUUAUUUUAUACAUACACAAGUGAACUAGUAACAGAAAAUAAAAAGAAAUCGUUCUGACUUUCAACAUUGAAAUUACAAAAAUGAUUUUGUCUA
Molecule: messenger RNA, 1464 nt
Organism: Phaedon cochleariae (mustard beetle)
Lineage: Eukaryota; Metazoa; Arthropoda; Insecta; Coleoptera; Chrysomelidae
Source: the annotation of a GenBank genome assembly